UCGCUCAGCUGGGACACACUAGUCUCUGACGCGAGCGCGUGCGUACCAUUUUUCUUUUUUUUUCCUCUGCUGACCGCUCUCUCUCUCUCUCUUUCUUUCGCUCUCUGGCAUUUGCGGCCGAAAUUCGACAAAGGCAACGCGGUCAGCGGCAAAAACUCGGCGCUCGAUUGGUCAGUGCUCCGUUCGGCCGCGUGUGACAACUAAGUGCGCGAGUGCGUCGGCCGUAGUACAACAAACACACGAAGAAGAACGGAAGAACUGCAUUUGGUCGUCGCUGGCUGCUCGGACACGAUAUGAGGAUCGAGGAAGAUCGGUGAGCGAGGAAAAAAACAGUGUUUUGAGUGUGUGCGGAGGAGGAAAAUCCAAAGACGCUUCGCGAGAAUUUCAAGUUCAUCGGAUGCUCUCCUCGAGAUAAGCGUGACGAUCUCGAGAGAACGGCAGUCGUCGAAAACUUGUCUUUCUCUUUUCCUUCGCUCUGUAGGAUAAUGCGAAAUCUAGAGAGGUUAUCAGCAGGCAGCGAUCAGGACUCAGUCGAUCAGGAGAUGUACAUCGACCUGGACGACGCCUCCGUGGACUCGCUGAGCGGUAAACGAGGCCGUCACCACGUCGCCGAGGUGGGCGACGAGAGCGACAGCAGCGGCAGCGAGCGUGGCCCGAAACGAGUGAAGCGGCGCAGUCGAGGUGGCCCGCCAACGACCCGCAGACGAAAGAGCGGCAUCUCGGCACGCGAGCGAACCCUCAGGCGGCUUGAGAGCAAUGAGCGCGAACGCAUGAGGAUGCACUCGCUCAACGACGCAUUCGAGCAACUACGAGAAGUGAUACCGCACGUAAAAAUGGAGAGGAAGCUCAGCAAAAUCGAAACGCUCACGCUCGCCAAGAAUUACAUAAUGGCACUGACGAACGUCAUAUGCGAGAUGCGUGGUGAAGAGCAACCUUACACAUUCGUGGACGGUGAGUGUGGCUCGAGCAGUGGUGACAGUAGCACCGGCCAGCUGGAAUUAAGUGGCAAUGACGAGCAACCUGAAGAAGCGUCGCCGGCAUCUCAUCACGAGACCAAUAACAACAGCCUGCUACACGAGGAUCUCGAGCGCAGGAUAUAAAUAAAAACAUUUGUGUGCAAAAAAGUGUUGUUCGACGAGGCGAAACGAUAAACUGUGAUAACAAAUCGCCUCCAGUGCUCACACGCAAACGCAUACCCAAGCACACCCAUACAUGUAAUAUUACAUAUAUUAUACAUUCCUCCAUAAACCGUGGUGGCCCUCCCCCUCCCCCGAAAAAAUGGAAAAAAAGUGCAAAAACCCGUCCAAAAGCCCCGAUGAAAAAAAAGUGAAAAAAAAAAAAUAAUAUAUAAAUAUUAUAUUAUAUUUAGUAUAAUAACCAGAGAUGGACAGAGAGAAAGAAAGAGAUAGAGUGUCGGCCGUGUGACGGACAUUCCACGAUAAUCGUCAUCAUCGGAUUCCGACUCGCGCGUUGUAACGGUUCCGAAAAGCGCGCCUUCGUAUAUAUACGGCGUCAAUGAACUUCUCUUGAACGACGCGAGCAAAGCGACUAAACCGGAGGAUGGUGGAAUGCGGCGGCGGCGGUGGCGGCGGCGGUGGCGGCGGCGGUGGCGGCGGCGGAUGCCGGUUAAAACUCCUCGUGCCGCGGAGAGGGAAAAAUAAUUUUUUUUCUAAUUUUAUAUAAAUAAACAGACGCCGCUGUAUACGAUCGCACAUUGAUCUGUGUGUAUUAUACGUGCGCGCGCCUGCGUGGUUGAUUUAUAUGUUAGGACUUGUUAAGGAGCGCGCGAUAUUGUUGUACGUCGAUUGCAUAAUGUGCGAAGAGUUUUUUCUCUUAGAUUAUUACUAUUACUAUCAUUCUUCUUUUUGCAGAGCAAUAGAAAUUGUAUAUUCUGAGGCUCGAUUUCCUUUCAUUUUUAUUAUUUAUGCAAUCAGUUUCUCAUUUUUAUUAUUCAUCUUCUCCUGAAUGCUGAACAUUCGACAAUGCACCUUCGGUGCUUAGUUACCAAGACUCGAGCAGAACGAUGUACUUCAACGAAGCAAAAAAUAAUUACAUUCUGACGCGCAACGCGAAUGAUGCAUGUGAAUAACUAUAGAAACGUAAUGAAUUUUUUUUUGUUCGUCUUCCUUUUUCAUAUUUUUAUACUUGUAAAUGAAAAAAGAUGAUAUAUAUAUUUGAUUAAGGAUAUCGAGAGAAAAAACACUACUUUUCCAAGAAGGUGCAAACAUACACAAACAUACAUAUACAUACAUGGAUAUUAGCAAAAAUUGCUGAAUCUUUCGAAAUGGAGAAACAUGUUUGUGAAGUAUUUUUAAAUUGAUAAUGGAUUGAAGUGAUAUUUUUCUUCCGAUGAAAAACAAAAAAAAUCUCUUGAGAUAUUCGAACGUUGAACGCUAAAUCGAUAUUUAAAUUAUUUUCGUGUGCGGAAAAUUGUACACGGUUUUAUCGUACACACAAACUAUUAUGCACAAUAACGUGGCGCGAAUCAAAGAGUAUCAAUUCUUACACUAUGUUACUGUGCACAAUCAUUUUUCUGUACAAUAAAACCGUGCACGCCAUUAUUUUCGUAUUUUAUUUUUGUUAUCCUCUUCAACUUUUCGACAACGAUUGUUGCUUGAGUAAUUAUGUUAGUUCUUGAUUGAUUAUUCUUUGUUAGCAUUCAGUUUGCGGAAAGAUCACGAAUUGCAUGUUUUUCCGCACAUUAUCGCUUCACCAUUGUACAAAAUAUAUCAUUUAAAUUUUUAAGCGAAUUAUCAUCACCGAAAAACACAUAAUUUAUGCAUAUUAUCAAAUAAAGAAAUGCGUGCGAUCAUAUUUACUUCUUCUUUUUUUUUCUGUUCGUCAAUAUUUUAUUAUCUUGUCAAAGUAACUAUUGCGGAGUUAAUAUAAUCUAUUCAAAUUCUAAUAUUUGUUGACGGAGGCGAUAACUCCUGAAUGGACGUGUAAAUGAAUUAUGUAUUAUUUCUAUCCUCAGCAAAUGACGUAGCUUCAGCCUUAUCAUACUCUUUUUUUUUUCUUUUUUGUUUCAACGUCUGAAAAUCCAGUCUGUAUCAUUAUUCAAACCAUUCCCGUGUAAUAAUUACUGAAAAAAUUAUUUUUUCAAUUCGACGAAACAAAAUGUUGUUAAAACGCUGUAAUUGUUAGACGAAGAAACUGUGAAUGUGUGCCUUGUCUCGCGUGUACAAAGCUGUACUCCAUUAAUCGCCAAGAGAGAGAGAGAGAGAGAGAGAUAAAAGCUGUCUGGUGUACAUAAUAAAUAAACGAAGUGUAUUCUAGGAAAAUUAAUCGACUGCGAGGGACGAUGUAAAUUUAUCGAUUUUAUUUUUCGAUAAAUAAGCUCACACCUGGCUUGAGCAUUAUACGCGUUGCUCGACAGUUUGCGUCUUCAUAAUUGUUCGCCGAGUGUCAGCUUCCCUUCUGAUGCGAUAUCAAUUAGCGGCCCCGAAGAACUAAAUUUUUUCCUUAUAAUCGUGCCGUGUGUUAAGUACUUAUUCUUCUCUGCCUCUCGUCUGGUUACUUAUAUAUGCCAGAAACACGAGUUUCUUCUUUUUUUUUUUAUCGCUCUGACUAAUUGGAAAAUUUUCGAGCUGUUGUGAUUAUCUUUAUAGCGUUUCUCGCUUUAGUAUUUAUUGAAGAAAAUUAAUAUCAUCGACAAAAUUUUACCACUUGCAUUGCUUUUCCUUUUGUUACUCUGUGCGUCGUCUAAUAAACAUCCAGCAUGCAACUAACGUGAUUAGAAUGUGAAAACUCCGCGCAAAAACGUUUCAUUAUCGCUUGUUGAUUUUACGUCUAAUAAGAAUUAUGAGCUAAUUAUAUUUUUAUCGAAAUGCACAGCAUUUUGCUUUCAAGACAAUAAUUCAAACAGUGGCCAAAAAUAUAUAUAUAUAUAUAUAUAUAUAUAUAUAUACAUACAUACAUAUAUAUAUAUAUGCAUUUUCGUUCGAUUUAAAAAAGAUAAAUGUAUUCUCGAUCGACGAUUAUCUAAACUAAUUACACACUUCGAUUCGCAUGUAAAUUUCGUGAAUGUACACAACAUUAAGGAAGCUACAUUUCCUUGAGUUGUAUAGUAUAAUGUGUGCGUGUGCGUGUGUGUAUGUGUGUAAUGCAGCGACCGCGAAAAUUUCUCAUGUACACACGCGGAGGUGAAAGCGGCAGUGCCGCGUAUACGUGAAGAAAAAAAUAUGUAUAAUCGCGCCGUUCGUAACGUUGCGAAAACCACGCGAGGAAAUCCGCUUGGAAAAAAGAGUGACCUCAGAGUGAAUAAAAAAAGAAUUCUAAAAGGAUUAUGUAAGACUGCUGUGAGAUAAAAGAAAAAAAAAGAUGACUGACGAUCAUAUGUUGCAUAUGUCCGUCUGUGUGUGUGAAUUAGCGGAUGAUUGACCGCGGGAGAAUCCGCCCAUGCUAGCGAGAAAAAUAAAAAUGCAUGCGUUGUGAUGAAAUUUUAAUUUAAGCCGCCCCUCAACGAGAGUUUUAAGAUUGACACGAUGUACUCAGAUUAUGUCUAUGUAGGUCUUAACGACAACAAUUGUGCGAUGUGUAUGUGUAUCAAGACGCGACAAAAAGAUUUUAAAAAAAGAAGCCUGAUCGUGAAAAAGGUUUGUGUGUGUGUGUAUUCCUUUCGUUCUUUUUACUUGUGCGCUUACUCGGCUAACGAAACACACACAUCGACGAAAAAAAAAUACGUCGAAAAUUACCAUCAUUCCUAGUAACUCUCAAAGCAGUCACUCUAUGAAAAUGCUCGUAUCACACACAUACAUAUACAGCGAUUAAUUAUACACACAGAGAUAGUAUAAAAAAACGGUUUUCUUAUUAGAAAUAAUAUAUAUCUGCUAUGCGUAAAACUUCGAUGUGCCUUAAGUUACUAAAAUAACUGGUAAUUUUACAUGUAAUAUCAUAAAAUAUCUUCCUCGAGUUCGAUUUCUGGUAAAGAGAGUCAUCUUCGAUUUAUAUAUAUAUCUACACACAUACACACACACGCGUGCGCGCGCGCACACACGCACGCACACACACACAGAGACACACACACACACACAUAAAUAUAGAGAACUGUCAUACCGGAUGUAUAAUUUUAUGCUUCGAUAAAAUAAACACAAAUUAUUAAAAUAAGUAGCCUACAAGGCGAAGAAAAGAUCCUAAGCAUAUGUAAAUGUAACGCGCGCGAGAAUAAAUUUACAUAAAAAAUCAUUGAUUAUUUCGAGAAAAGAGUGAAAAAAACCUAUUUCAUUUUCGCUGUAUUCCUUUCUCAUUUUUUUGUCUUUAUAUGGAUUUUUUAUUUUAAAUUAUUUCAUGCGCUUCUCAUCCUUUUUUCUCUUUUUAUUUUCUCUCAUUAUCAAUGUGUUUUUUGAAGGAGGAAGACGGCAUAUUCCUAUUCUGAAUAUAUUACAAAUAUACGAAUUUCAUCGUAACUGUUGCUUAAUAAAGUGCAAAAUAUGUUUUUUUCUUUACACGAGUAUUUUAUUCAAAUAUCCUUUGAGUCCUAUUACCUAGAUUGAAACGUAUUAAUUUUUUCAGCUGAUGUAUCGGUUUGGAUCAUAGCACCAUUAUAUUUUAUUUAACAAAUAAUGAAAACUACUGUUUCAUCAAUUUAUUUUUAUUUAUAAUAUUGCAACGAUUUCAAUCGUUUUGAAAAACACGCUCUAUGACCCUCUUCUGAUUAACAAUACAAUAAUAUAAUGAACAUUUAUUAUGGACUGUUAAAAGUUUUUGUAAAUAAUCUAUUAACACUCACCGAAGGGUUAACAAC
Messenger RNA from Phymastichus coffea, 5743 nucleotides. Its product is annotated as protein dimmed-like. The transcript is spliced from 6 exons. The record is from RefSeq and is a predicted model, not a curated record. Bases 486 to 1100 code for a protein of 204 amino acids. NCBI's taxonomy places the organism in Eukaryota, Metazoa, Arthropoda, Insecta, Hymenoptera, Eulophidae. Gene Ontology annotation, molecular function: protein dimerization activity.